Synchiropus splendidus (mandarinfish) is the source of this 1505-nucleotide messenger RNA. Its product is annotated as LIM/homeobox protein LMX-1.2-like. Bases 39 to 1181 code for a protein of 380 amino acids. The transcript has 8 exons. The record is from RefSeq and is a predicted model, not a curated record. Gene Ontology annotation, molecular function: RNA polymerase II transcription regulatory region sequence-specific DNA binding; DNA-binding transcription factor activity, RNA polymerase II-specific. Gene Ontology annotation, biological process: regulation of transcription by RNA polymerase II; neuron differentiation. NCBI's taxonomy places the organism in Eukaryota, Metazoa, Chordata, Actinopteri, Syngnathiformes, Callionymidae. Gene Ontology annotation, cellular component: nucleus.
CUGGACUCCAGGUCUUCUAUUGAAGUCGGGACAAGUGUAUGGACUGUGCUGCAGAGACGGGAGCGCGCGUUAAAAUGUUAAACGACCUCAAAAUCGAAGAUCAUGUUCGGACUGAUGGAGGCUGCCUGGAGGGUCUAAUCGACUCCCGCCACUCCUCGGUGUGCGCUGGCUGCACGCGACUCAUCAGCGACCGCUUCUUAUUGCGCGUGAAUGGCGCUUCCUGGCACGAGGCCUGUCUGCAGUGUGCCGCGUGCCAGCGGCUGCUCAGCGACACCUGCUUCUUCAGAGAGUCCAAAGUUUACUGUCGAACCGACUACCAGCGGUUAUUCGUCACCAAGUGCAGCGGCUGCCAGCAGAGGAUCGCGCCGACCGAGUUGGUCAUGCGAGCUUUGGAGAGUGUUUACCACCUGCACUGCUUCUGCUGCUGCGUCUGUGAGCAGCAGCUUCGCAAGGGCGACGAGUUUGUGGUGAGAGACGGCCAGCUGACGUGCAAGAGAGAUUUCGUGAGAGGAGAUGACCUGCUGGACGCCUUCAGCCCGGAACACUCAGACUCAGACAGAGGUGAGGAUGAGGAUGUGAAGUUGGAGAGGAGUCACGCCAAACACAGCGAGGAAAGCAAAGACCCUCGCAGACCCAAACGUCCUCGCACCAUACUCACCACCCAGCAGAGAAGGGCCUUCAAGGCCUCGUUCGAGGUCUCCUCCAAACCCUGCAGGAAGGUUCGGGAGACUCUUGCAGCAGAGACGGGCCUCAGUGUCCGCGUGGUCCAGGUCUGGUUCCAGAACCAGAGAGCCAAGAUGAAGAAGUUAGCCCGCAGACAACAACAACAGCAGGACCAACACAACGGCCAACGACUCGGCCAAGACGUCAUGUCGGGAUGUAUGGACACCGUCCUCGGCCCCUUCACCGGACCUCUGCUGAGCAGUCAGCAGCUCGUCACACUGGAGCAGAAUGGCUACAACACAGACCCGUUCCAGCAGGGUCUCACCCCCCCACAGAUGCCCGGGGACCACAUGAACCCCUACGGGAACUCAUACUUUCACGACAUCGACAGCGACGCCUCCCUCACCAGUCUCAGCGACUCCUUCAUGACCACAGCGGAUGUCGCGUCAUUGCACAGUCGUGUCACAAACCCCAUUGACCGACUCUACUCCAUGCAAACGUCUUACUUUGCCUCCUGAACAUGCUGAACAUCGCAAAUUUGCCCGGCACGGCAAAACACCAGCAGCAUUGUUCACUCACCCGUCCUGCACCAGCAAAAAGGAAAACUGGAGGACUUGAAUUCGUAAUAGUGUUUAUACAGUCACGUGAAAGAUGUUGUUUUUUUUAUUGACCCCAACAAAGUAUCUCAGGAACGAUGUAAAUUUGACUUUCUAAUUACGGCAAUAAUUAAUUCCAAGUUGCUCAACUGGUCACCCACAGCACUUGCAAUCAUCUGCUCACAAACCAUUGGUGUGUGGAGACAUGGAACACAAGAAUUAUUUAUUUGCCAAAACCCGCUGGAU